UGAAUCGCAACCCAACCAGAGCGCACAAGUGCGUGUUGAAGAGGGCUCUGCUUCACUGACAACCAUCCUUGCCAGGAGUCUUGAAUAGUUGUGCAGGCGUGAAGUGAAUCGAGUGUAAGCGGACAACCACGGACAAGUAUGCUGGAGGUUAUCCUGCACUUGCAACUCUCUUUGGAUCUACGCACCAACCAGACCUUUUGCUAGAACGGUUGCUCCGUGAGUCGUCAGUUCGGCCGUGAUGGGAGCCCGCAAGCCUAGCAACGAUCGCCGUUUUGUGGUCGACCUGCUGGCGAUCGUGUUCGGUAUCGGAUCGUGGAUCGGUGUGAACUCGGUGUACGUACAGCUUCCGCUGCUGGUCCAGAGUGCACCGGAAGGCUGGAAUCUGCCAUCGUUUCUCGUCGUCACCAUUCAGCUGGGCAACGUUGGUCCCAUCCUGUACACUGCAACCCAACGGUGGCGCUCGUUCCGCGAUGCCAACCUCAUCAUCGCCCUGCUGCUGCUCGGUUCCGGGGCCACCCUGGCGACAGCGUUCGCGCACGACCAGACGGUGGUCGUGUUUGGCGAACCGCACUCGGUUCCACUGUUUAUCACCGUGUUUGUCGUAGCGCUGGUCGGGUGCACCAGCUCCGUACUGUUCAUGCCAUAUAUGGGCCGCUUUAAGGACAUCUAUCUGAUCACGUACUUGAUCGGGGAAGGACUGAGCGGAUUUCUCCCGAGCAUUCUCGCGCUGGGCCAAGGCGUGGGCGGAAACGCGGAGUGCGUCCUGGUCAACGAUUCGAUCGCCUGGGAAACGCCGGUCUACGAAAGCUACACACCUCCACCACGGUUCGGAACGAACGUUUACUUUAUCAUCUCCUCCGCCCUGCUGUUGGUAAGCUUGGUUGCCUUCGUGCUGCUGGAUCGAUGGGACAUCAGCAUUGCGGAGCAUGCUGCCGUCACGAUUGGUAAUGGGAACAACUACACCUACGAGGCGAGUGACAAAACAGUCUCUACCGGGACCGCGGCAAUCGAAGCCGGCGAGAAGCGUCUGCCUACCGUGUCCUACUGGCUCCUGAUGCUGCUGAUCGGUGGGAUGUGCCUGUUCGGGAACGGGUUUUUCCCUAGCAUCCAGUCGUACUCCUGCUUGCCGUACGGGAACGUUGCCUACCACCUCGCCGUUACACUGAGCAGCAUGGCCAACCCGGCCGCCUGCUUCUUGGGCUUCUUCGUUCGCCGCAAUACGGUGCGCUUGAACGUCCUGCUCGCGGUAUUGUUCGUACCGUUCGCGGCGUAUGCCAUGACGACAGCCAUCACGAGUCCAGCUCCGCCGUUAAUGCACCACACCAUCGGCGACAUCCUUGUGAUAUCCUGUUGGACGGUGCUGAUUGGGUUGAUCAGCUACAUCAGGCUAAGCAUCACAACGUUAUUGCGCCGUGAAGGCGGCCAAACGCUCGUCUGGGUUGGCGUGGCAUCUCAAAUGGGAUCCCUGGCCGGUUCGUUGCUCUCGUUCGGACUCGUCAACUUUACCGACAGCUUCGAACAGUACUAUCCGUGCUGACCGCGAGCACGUGUAGCUGAAAACAUGAACUUCGGCAGGACCAAGAGCAGGAUCUUUUGGUCCCGGAUUACGACGAAAUAGCAGACACGUUUGAUUCGUUAAUCGGAAGUGGAUGGAAAUUUUGUAGUGCCGAGGUGUGCCAAUAAACUUCUCAGACUGAUUUUGUUUAAGGAACACCAGCAUAGCCAGACAUAGCCCGUGACCGCUCAGUAAAAAAAAUCCCUGCCCCGAGCGUACAACAGUCCGCGUCGGAGUGUUCCGAAACGUUUGCCGAAAGGUUUACGAAAUCCUGCAGGAAAGGAACCCACCACGAGUCACUGUCGGAAGAUUAGCCUGCCUGCCUGCUGUGGAAGGGAAAGUACACUGAGGGAAAAAAAUGAAAAGUUGUGUGAAAGCAAUGCGAAAUAAAAAUGUUUCAGUAGCAGUCCGCGGAAUUAGGCGGGCCACAGCGAGAUAUAAGGAACGAUGUAGUUUAACGGAAGCACACGCAUUGGAUGAUGUUAGUGCGUAGAAACAUCGUUCACGUUGGUCGUGCGAUAACAUACUGUUAUAUUAAAAAUUCA
Anopheles bellator is the source of this 2100-nucleotide messenger RNA. Its product is annotated as solute carrier family 52, riboflavin transporter, member 3. Gene Ontology annotation, molecular function: riboflavin transmembrane transporter activity. Bases 239 to 1537 code for a protein of 432 amino acids. The record is from RefSeq and is a predicted model, not a curated record. Lineage: Eukaryota; Metazoa; Arthropoda; Insecta; Diptera; Culicidae. Gene Ontology annotation, cellular component: plasma membrane. Gene Ontology annotation, biological process: riboflavin transport. The transcript has 3 exons.